GCGGCGCCUGGGGGUGCGUGACGUCACUUCCGGUCGCGGUGGCGGAAGCGCGCGAUGGACGAGGAGAUGAGCGAGGGCCGGCCGGGGGUGGCGGCGACGCUGCGGGCGCUGAACGGGGCCCUGGGGCGGCCCGCCGCGGUCUGGAUGAAGGAGAGCGGCGCCCGCAACCUGCGCCACCGGGAUUUCCUGGCGCCGCGGGCCGCGCUGGGCGCCGCCUUUCCCGGCGGGCAGGUAGGCCGCGCUGCGGGGGCAGGGCUGGGUCGGGAGCGGGAUUUGCGGGAGCUGUUUGAUGGCGGCGGGGCUGGGGCUGCCUCUGCACGUGCAGCCCGGACCCCUCCUCGCCCUCCGCCCGCAGGUGCCCCCCGAGGCCGUGUCGGCGGUGCGGUCGCUGCGGGGCCCGGCGGUGCUGCCGCUGCGGGACUGCCGGCAGACGCCGGCGGGGCUGGCGGUGCAGGUGCACCGCCCCGAGGCCUUCCAGCGCCUGCUGCGGCCUCUGCCCGGCCCGGCGCUCCCCGCGGCGGCGGCGCGGGCGGGCUGCGUGGUGCUGCACUGCCCGGCCCUGCGCAGCCCCGGCGCCCUGCGGCCCCGCCACCUCCGCUCCGUCCUGCUGGCCGAGCACCUGGCCCAGCUGCUGCGCGCACAGGGGUGAGUGCCCGCGGCCCGUCCUGCUCCCGGCCCCGCGCCGCAGGGCCCGCCGCUCCCAGCGCCUGCCUCGCCCUCUCUCGCAGGGUCGACGUCCGCCCGGUGCCUGCCCUCAGCGAGGAGAGCAGCUGGGACGUGCUGCGGCAGCUCCGCGUCUGCUGGCCCUGCGGCUCCGCUGGCUCGUCCCUCGCUGAGGCCAUCUCGGCCCUGAAGGCAGCGCUGGGCCGGUGCCCCUGUGCCUCAGCCUGUGAGCAGGGGCCAGGCACAGCCCAGGGUGGCAUCUGUAAGGUGCACCUGAAGAGCUUCGUGGAGCAGCAGGGCUUGUUGGGCUACGACCCCAAUCUAGAUGUGCUUCUCGUGACAGAGAGGACACUGCAGUGCUUGGCUGAGCUGCAGGAAGCUGUUCUGCAGUGCCCAGCCAAAGGCCAGAGCAGUUGCUGCAGCAUCGUGCAUGUGGUGAACUGUGAGGAGGAAUUCCAGCAGCAGCAGCUGGAUGUGCUCUGGAGGAUUUUGGAUCCGGGAGCCCACACAGCUUUGCAAAAACAUCUUGUCUGUGGGCCAGUGAAGGUGACCAACCCCUCAUCACCCAUUGGGGCAGACCAGUACUUCCAGCUCCGAAAGCACCAGAUGUACAAAGCCUCCGUGAUAAAGUAUGGGGAGCUUGCACAAGAUGAGGCCUGGACAGAGGUGAUUGAUACCCUGACAGUGGCUGCCAUCAGGUUUGAGAUGCUGAGCACUGCUCACCGGAGUCAGAUCACCCUGGACCUGGAGAACAGCAGCAUCUCCACAAAGGGAACGAAGAGUGGUGCCUUUGUGAUGUACAACUGUGCCCGACUGGCCACGCUCUUCAGCACCUUCCAGCAGGCUGUGGAGCGGGGCACAUACCCACCUCUGCCACCAGUGUCUGAACUGAACUUCUCCUGCCUCCGAGAAGAGGGUGAAUGGCUCCUGCUCUUCAACUAUCUCCUGCCCUUCCCUGAAGUCCUGCAGCAGGCAGCACAGCUGCCCGCACCCUCCAAGGGGAUCCGGAUCACUGCCAACACAGAGACAGUGUGCAAGUUCCUGAUCCAGCUCAGCAUGGAUUUCAGCUCCUACUACAACCGAGUGCACAUCCUUGGGGAGCCAUUCCCUCAUCUCUUUGACCAGAUGUUUGCUCGCCUCCAGCUGCUGGGAGCAGUGAGGGAUGUGUUUCACAGUGCCCUGGCAACCCUGCACCUCCCUCCUCUGAGCCAGAUCUGAGCCACCCCUGAAGAGCUGCACCAUGGUGUGGCAGUCACUCGCACCCCACACGUUGUGGGGGGAGAACAGGGCACAGUCUCCUGGCAGGGCAAGGGGCUGCUCCAGGCAGGCAAGGCACAGUUCAGCCCCGUGGAGGCGCUUCCCUGCCCAUGGUGUUUAGGGAUUGGUCUGUGCUCUCUGCAGCUGUGUCCAGUGUGCGACAUGGAUGCCCCUCCACAUCCACACCAGUAGAAGGGAAAAGAGUUCCUGUGGCACCCCAGAAGCUGGGCUGGGAGUACUUGGGAGGUGGCAGCAGGGACCAGUCACCACAAAGACAGACAAAUGCCAACUUCACCUCCCUCAAAACUUUAUUGAAAGGUGCUCUGUGCUGGCAGGGAGCUCCUGAGGCUCCUGGCUCCUGUUGGGCUCUGAGCCAGGCCCCAGUAGUUGGGCCCAAUACACUCGUUGCUGGACAACC
Onychostruthus taczanowskii (white-rumped snowfinch) is the source of this 2338-nucleotide messenger RNA. RefSeq names its product DALR anticodon binding domain containing 3 (gene DALRD3). Gene Ontology annotation, molecular function: ATP binding; tRNA binding; arginine-tRNA ligase activity. The record is from RefSeq and is a predicted model, not a curated record. Gene Ontology annotation, biological process: tRNA C3-cytosine methylation; arginyl-tRNA aminoacylation. The coding region runs from base 55 to 1881 and encodes 608 amino acids. NCBI's taxonomy places the organism in Eukaryota, Metazoa, Chordata, Aves, Passeriformes, Passeridae. The transcript is spliced from 11 exons.